Astyanax mexicanus (Mexican tetra) is the source of this 1475-nucleotide messenger RNA. Its product is annotated as fibronectin type III domain-containing protein 11. The record is from RefSeq and is a predicted model, not a curated record. Gene Ontology annotation, molecular function: protein binding. NCBI's taxonomy places the organism in Eukaryota, Metazoa, Chordata, Actinopteri, Characiformes, Acestrorhamphidae. The transcript is spliced from 2 exons. The coding region runs from base 300 to 1088 and encodes 262 amino acids.
GUUAUAAAGUUUUAAGUGUUCAGAAAUCAAUAUUUGUUGGAAUAACCCUGGUUUUUAAUCACAGUUUUCAUGCAUGUUUCUUGGCAUGUUCUCCUCCACCACUGAGCAAAGGUUUAGGCACUGUGAAUAAACAAUGUAAUGGUGGCUGGGGUGGCAGUGUGAUGCCCUCAGUGAUGUCAUAGAAUUCUAGAACAGGCAGCUCAGCAGCGUCUCCAUGGUAACCGGCAGGUUCUAAAGGGAGGUGUUUAGAACCCUGAGCCUCAGUCAGCAGAACGCCCUGAAGGGAAGUUUUCUUCAACAUGGAAGAGAAAAUAAGGCACCUCCUCAACACGAGAGUGACCACAGAUCAGAUCCGCACUUACUUCAACCAGCAGGAAUUUUUCAGUAGGUGCUCCUUCUACAUCGAAAUCAAAGGCAAGGAUUUGGAAACACAAACCACCAGGUCUGUCCCUGUCCAGAACCUCGACCCACAGAGGUUAAUGCGGGUGAAAUUUGACGCCAAGACCCAAGUGAGAGUGCAACUGGCCUAUCAGACAGAGCUCCUCAAAAAGCUCGUCAGGAGCAGGGAAGAUAUUGCAGUCAUUGCUGACAAAAUCCAUCAAGGAUACGUUGUUGGUGAAGAAGACGACAUUGACCGUAAAAUGUCAGAACUUGAGGACACUGCUGCUGAGUUUGAAAACUCCCUGUUGCUUGGUUCUGUCCACAACCGUCACAAGCUCAUCUUCGAGGCCAACGGGGUUGUAGUAGUUCCGCGGCUCACUUUGGAACUAAAACUCAAGAAGCCAGUGAUAUUUGAGAGAGGCCUCUGUGUCAUGUUAUUGAACGUCGCCUACCUACACUGGAAAAUUGAGGAGCAGGAGCAGGACGAGCCAGGCGAAGAGUUCCAGAUCCAAUACAAGGUCCAAGAUCCAGAAAUCCACGAUGCAAGCAACCGGUCGAUCAACUGUGGGCUUUACAGAGCAGCAAUUAUACCAAAUUUGGUUCCGGGCAAAUUAUAUGAAUUUACCAUCAAUAGGGUGAACUCCGGCGACCUGGUCUACAGCAAGUGGACUGAUACCAUCUGGCUUACAACCUCACCUGAUUGCUAAAGGUGGCGGUGUUUGUAACACCCAGCUGAUCAAAUGUAUUCUGUCAAUUCUGUAUAAAGUUUAACACUUGUGGCGUGAGGAGGCGGGAGAGCCGUGGGUCCGCCCCACGCCGGAGCGUACAGCCCUGUCUGUCCCAGCUGGUCCGCAUCAGGACUGAUUAAGCCGUCAGCUGGGACAGGCAUAAAAACACAGCCUCAGCUCACUCAGAAGAGGGACUUUGACUGGGGAGCUGAGAGCUGAGGCCGCACGAAAACCUUUAACAAAAAAACCUUUAGAAAAGUAACCUAAACGCAACUAGAGCCCCACUGGGAUAGCGUUAUGCUGAUUUACGUUGUUUUGGGUGUGGUGGAGGGCAUUUUUAAAGCUAAAUAAAGGUAUGUUUGAGAU